Molecule: messenger RNA, 2266 nt
Organism: Periophthalmus magnuspinnatus
Lineage: Eukaryota; Metazoa; Chordata; Actinopteri; Gobiiformes; Gobiidae
Gene: lmod2b
Product: leiomodin 2 (cardiac) b
Exons: 6
Coding region: 323-2011 (562 amino acids)
Biological process (GO): pointed-end actin filament capping; muscle contraction; myofibril assembly
Cellular component (GO): myofibril; striated muscle thin filament
Molecular function (GO): tropomyosin binding; actin binding
Source: RefSeq, a predicted model, not a curated record
GCAGCUGGGGAGAUUAAACAGGACAGAGAACUGGGCACUGUGGAUACCUCUGCCAAACUUACAGGGAGCUAGUUGAAACUGGAUCGGGACAUCUCUGAAAGGAACAUUUUAUGGAAACAUUUUGGACUUUUGUUCAAUUUUGGCAGAUAGAAUGGAUUAAUACAUUUUUCCAAAGAUAUUUAAGGACAUUAUUUUGUUAAUAAUAAUUAGGUGAUUUGAUUUGGCAGAUUUUCAAAAACGUCAAACAAGAACAUCAUUUGAACUACUGAUUUUGGUUCAUUUUGAAUUGAUUUAUUGAAUAUUUUUGAUCUACAUUCUUACCAUGAGUGUUUUUGGCUACCGUCGGGAGUUGAGCAAGUAUGAAGACAUUGAUGAAGAUGAACUGCUGGCUUCUCUUAGCCCAGAAGAACUGGCAGAAUUGGAGAAAGAACUUGUCGAUAUAGACCCGGAUACCAAUGUCCCCAUAGGCCUAAGACAGAGGGACCAGACAGACAAAACACCCACGGGGACUUUUAGCAGGGAAGCACUCAUGAAAUACUGGGAAAAUGAGACGCGGAGACUGCUGGAGGAUGAGAUAGGAGGAGGAAGCCCAAAACCAGAUGAAGAGUUAAAGGAGACAGAAGAGGACAGUGAAUGUGAAGAUGAAAAAGACAAUGAAAAUGAGAAAGAAGUGAAAAUGCAUGAAAAACAGACAGAAGAUUCAGAUGAAGAAGAAGAAAAGGAGGAGGAGAGUGAGGAAGAGGAGAGCGAGGAAGAGGAGAGUGAAGAAGAGGAGCCAGUGACAGAAGAGGAUGAUGAUGAGGAAGAGAAACCAGACAAUAAAACACAAACAGAACAGUCCAAUACUCAGAUAGUGACAUCAGAAGCACCAGUGUUACUAAAACCACAGAGGGUGGAGCCAAGGAGACUGACUCCGCCCCCUCCUCCACCUGCCGACAACCAAACGACCGGAAAUCCAACUGUAGUGGACGAUGUGCUCCAGAAAGUCCUCAGCAAUGACCCUGAGGUGACAGACGUGAACCUAAACAACAUUGAAGACAUCUCACAGGAAACCCUGAUCCGGUUUGCGGAGGCUCUGAGGUCCAACUCACAUGUGCGGACCUUCAGUCUGGCCAACACUCGAGCUGAUGACCCAGUGGCUUUGGCUGUUGCGAAGAUGCUGAGGGAGAAUUCCUCCAUUGUCAGUCUGAAUAUAGAGUCCAACUAUGUGAGUGGGAGGGGCGUGAUGGCCCUGGUACAGGCCUUACCUGGAAACAACACUCUGACAGAGCUGCGCUUCCACAACCAAAGACACAUCUGUGGAGGACAGGUGGAGAUGGAGAUGGUGAAGGUCUUGAGAGAAAACUACACCCUGAUAAAGUUGGGGUACCAGUUCAACCUACCUGGUCCCAGGAUGAGUAUGACAGGGAUCCUGACCAGAAACCAGGACCGCCAGCGUCAGAAACGCCUCGAAGAGCAGAGGCUGAGGCAGGGCCAGCAAGGGGCGACAGAGGGCCCUGUGAACCCCAGGACUUCUGCACUGAGAGGUACACCUGGUUCAUCACCAUACAGUUCUCCCUGGUCCUCUCCAAAACUUCCCCGAAAUCCACCUAUGAAACAAGCUCCUCCUGCACCUCCUCCUCCCCCUCCUCCUCCUCCUCCUCCUCCUCCACCACCCCCACCUCCUCCAGCCCCUCCGGCACCCUCGCAUAGUCAGAAGGAGAAGAAACAGAAGAAACCGACUCGCAUGAUCGCAGAGGUGAUCAAGGCACACGAGGCGAGCGGUAAGAAGAGCACAAAAGGGAAGGGGAAGAAGAGCAAGAAGGGUAAGCGCAAGGACAGUGAUGGCGACGAGACUGGGAGCAUCCUGAAGGAGCUGAAGAACGCUCUAAGGCCCAUGGUGGACCGCAGAGGGGAGGACAGCAGACCCUCUACGCCCCUCCGCUCUGCCCACGACCAGCUCAUGGAGUCUAUACGGGGCAGCAGCAUCCGGGCUCUUAGGAAGGUGGAGCUCCCUCAUCAUCUCAGAUAAACAGAUCCAUUUGUUCCUUUCAAGCCACAGGAGUCUACAUUGGUGUCUACAGCAGUGACCAAUAGAAAUGGGAAAACUUGUGAAUAAAUUCAUAUUUGUAUUUGCACUUGAGUUGCUAAUGAACUAAUGAAUUUGAAUCUUAAUUGUUUACCAGUCUGUUUUCUAAGUCACAGAUACAUUGUAAAUUUGUACAUAUCACUUCUUGUUUGACAAGUUUGUUUCUAAUAGAAUUAAAUUGUGUUUGCAUUAAAUAUA